AGUGUGUACAGACGCUGUUGUGUUUCUACAUGGGAAAAAGAAGUCAUCUGUAUUUAAUUAGCACUAUAAUGGCGAUAAUCCUUCUCGUCAUGUUUAUCUUGCACAGCACCAUCAAUUCACACUCUGUGGCAUCAGGGUGGAAAAGAGACUUUAACAAUUUGGCAAAGUCCUUCUAUAAACUGGACGUGUCCUGGCCCAAAUAUUCUGAGCAUUUUACUGGACAGGUUUUCGGAGUGGCUGUUAAUCAUCUGGCUGGUACAGUGUACGUUGCACAGAGAGGUGAGAAUGUGCCCAAAGUGUUGGUGUUUAGCACAGAUGGAGAGUUCCUACAAGCCUGGAACACCAGCACUCUGGAGAUGCCACAUGGGAUUUUUCUGGCCAGUGCAGCGAAAGACCCCUCAGUUUGGAUAACAGAUGUGGGUAAUGGGCCGUAUGGUCACACUAUAAAGCAGUACUCCCCAUCAGGGAAGUUGCUGCAGGUUCUGGGUUCGGCAGGGAAGGCUGGCUCUGGUCUCAGCCCACUACAGUUCGACCAGCCCGCUGAAAUCUUCAUCCACGACUCCACCAGAGAGAUUUAUAUCGUGGACGGAGACGGAGGAAUGAACAACCGCCUCAUCAAGCUCUCUAAAGACCUGCAGAUGGUGUGGAUGCAUGGAGAAGAAGGACAGGGACUCGCACAGUUCUACAUCCCUCACAGUGUGGCCGUGGAUAAUUAUCAGAGAGUGUGGGUUGCUGAUCGAGGAAAUAAGCGGAUUCAGGUGUUUAACUCGGUGACGGGGGACUGGCUGGGCUCAUGGGGAAGCUGCUUCACUGAUGAUGCACCUUACUCUGUAAGACUCACACCUGAUCAGAAAUACCUGGUGGUUGCACAGCUGAACAUUAACCGCAUCUCUCUGCUGGAGGCUCCACCUGUUGGAAUCAUCGGUCAGUGUAAAGUGGUCAGUUCCAUCCAGCUGGCCGAAGACAUCAAACCUCACCUGGUGGAUCUGGAUCAGAAAACUGGGGAGCUUUACGUGGCAGAAAUCGGCGGUCAGCAGGCUCAGAGGUUCAUACCCAUCAUGUCUGAAAGCAACAUACUCUAAAUCUGAGACCGUGGUCGCUCGGUUUACUCGGUUAAGGGGGAACUCGCACGGUUUGAGCGUGUUACUUAGUAUCGCUGAGACUGAUGUACAUUUGUAAUAACCUCAUGAGGAGAAAGCAGGUACAGCGAGUAAAGCACUUUAUUUAAAUGUUCAGCUUAAUCAAAGUACUUUAACAGUUAUGUAGAUACAGUACUGGUUUUAGGUGGAGGAAAAGUUUAAAGGUAAAAGCUGGACUUGUACUCAGAUUGUACAUCUGUACAAUUAUGUGAUGUAUUUUUUUUUCUUUAGGGUUUAAAGUGGUUUCAAAAGUGUGAAUUAUAUUUUGCUUGAACUUUGUGUUAUAUUGAAUAUUAAUGUGCAAUCUACUGUUAUCAUUACUAUGGGAAAGUGGUGUAUUGCCUUCCAUGUUUUAUAUUCCCCCCUAAUAUUCUCCCCAAUCCAGCAAUCCUUCACUCCCGAUCUUAGGAGAACCACAACCAGCAGACACACCUUUUUGUUUUCUAUAUGAAUUUUGAAAAUUGACCUGUGUGAAGCAGCCAGUCGCUUCUUCACCAGCCAGUGACAGAUUCUAACAGAGACCAGACGCACAGGUACCACGCUUAUCUUCCAGUAUUCUCCCCCAUUAUUUGCCAGUGCCUCAAAAACACAGUAGGAGUUUUCAGUAGGAGUGUCAAGAUGAUUAGAUUCAAUCCGUCCUUUUCUUCCUCGGACGCCAAAUUUUAGAUUGUUUAAUCUGUGUAGUUGGAAGGAGAGGUUUAGGUAAUUUAAAGGCAUCACGCCUUGCUCAAACCAAAUAGCCUUAUUCAAAACUUAAUCAUCUGGUCAAAAAACAAAAAAGUAUUUGGCCAGUACCGGACAAAAAUGCUGGAUUAUUAUUGGGUUGGAUUUGACAUGUUUUUUAGUUGAUUUGACAAAUGCUGUAAAGGUGUUGAUUUUACCUGAUGUGAUACAACUAAAUGCAAGAGUCUGAAUGAAGGACCCAAACUGUGCUUCAGAUAGCUACUAAUGCAACUUAAGUUUACAUAACUUGUUUGUUUGAGUGUAAUUGCUUACAGUGUCACUGUGCCAUGUCUUAAAAUGUAAACUAACAGCUCUGAUACUGGAAUUGGAGCUAAAAUAGGUAAAAUGUACAGGAUAUACCUGGUUACAAUAACCUUACAGUAUAUUUUGUAAAGUACACACAAGGAUAAGUGAUUAAACUGUUUGUAUUAUGUAUGUAGAUCAGGUAUUGUGCUUUCAUUAAUGCACCAUCCGGGACCAUCCGUGUUUUGAUAUUGAGCAGUGCUCUUUACCUUUUUUAUGUGUAUGUGCUGACAUUAUUAAUUUGCUUCAGACUGUUUAACAACGGAAUACAAUGUAAAUCAGCAUGUGAGUACAAAUAACAAAACCUAAACAGUAUCAACUGAAAGAGCAGCUGUGUUGAAGAACUGUACACCACUGUUGGAUCAAAAAUGAUGUGAAUUAUUAAAGCCGUUUUCACAGCUUCA
Molecule: messenger RNA, 2569 nt
Organism: Trichomycterus rosablanca
Lineage: Eukaryota; Metazoa; Chordata; Actinopteri; Siluriformes; Trichomycteridae
Product: NHL repeat-containing protein 3-like
Exons: 7
Coding region: 30-1082 (350 amino acids)
Cellular component (GO): extracellular region
Molecular function (GO): protein binding
Source: RefSeq, a predicted model, not a curated record